UUAUAACCAAUAAUCAGUUAUAAAACCCUGGUUAUAUAACAAUUUUUUCUUGUUGAAAUAGUUCUCUCAAGUUUAUCAGUUGCAUUAAAGUUCCAAUCAUGAUAUCGAAUGUUAUACUAAUGUUAACUUUGUUGGGGAUUUUGCUACCCAAUUCUGUGGAUAUGUUUGAUUAUUUUGAUCUUGGAUAUGGCGUUGAUGACAGCACCCCUGUAUUUCCAGGAGGGAAAAAGUUUGGAUACACAAAACAAUUUGCUGAAUUUAAUAAUGGAGUAUUUAAAUCGUCGAAUGACUUUGAGACAGGAGAGCACAGCGGAACUCACAUCGACGCACCAUACCAUUUUAAUCAAAAUGGAAUGAAAGUUGGUGAAAUUCCACUUGAGAGAUUAAUUACAAAAGCUAUUUUUGUCAAUGCAUCAAAUGAAACAGCAGGGAAUCCAAAAUAUACUUUGCCUGCUUCUAAGCUGACCGCAUGGGUUGAAAAGCAUGGGCCGAUUCCACAAAAUGCAGUCCUUCUGAUUAGUUUUGGAUGGGGUUCAAGAUAUCCGGACAUUCAGAAACAUUACGGAGGGAGCAAAGUGGGCAACCUGAGCUAUCCCGGUCUCUCUAAAGAGGCUGCCGAAUGGAUUGUAAACUCAAAAAAGUUUGUCGGAGUCGGAGUCGAUACACCAUCGGUCGACAUUGCUGGUGCCGAAGAAGUGCAUGUGGUACUCAACGGGAACAACAUCUACGGUCUUGAGAAUGUCAACUUGAACCAGGAAAAUUACCCAUGUAUUUUCGAUGUGAUCGUAAUGCCAAUGAAGCUAAUGAACGGUACAGGCGCACCUUGCAGGAUCAUAGGCAGAAGGGAUCCACAUGCAGAAAUCUGCUGAUAAAAUCUCAAAUAUACAAAACAAUUGCUAUAUCAUUUAUAAAAUAUACA
This is a messenger RNA of Cimex lectularius (bed bug), 919 nucleotides long. RefSeq names its product kynurenine formamidase-like. The record is from RefSeq and is a predicted model, not a curated record. NCBI's taxonomy places the organism in Eukaryota, Metazoa, Arthropoda, Insecta, Hemiptera, Cimicidae. Bases 99 to 869 code for a protein of 256 amino acids. Gene Ontology annotation, molecular function: arylformamidase activity. The transcript has 5 exons.